GAGAAAGAAAAAAACUCUUCCUUUCAUUUGGAAUCAUUUUCACUUUUAGUGUAAUACUUUCAUUCCCCUAACACGUAUUGACAUUAAUCAAACUAAUUGUCCUCACAAAGACUUACCUUUAAGUAUCAACUUUUCUAUCAUAAUUUUCAUCAUCAUCUUCCGAUUAAGCAUGAUAACAUUAUCUUCCCAUCGUCUUCCAGUUUCAUGGUGUCAUGAAAAACAACAAUAAACUUUUACCAUUUGUUAGCUCUAUUUGUUUGCAAGUGAGAGAGUGUGUUCAAUGUGUUCAAGUAUAUCCUCAUCCUCAUCAUCAUCUUCAUCUUCAUCAAUCGUCAUCCAAUAAAAGCAAGUGAACAAAUAGUUGAUUCGAGAAAACAACAAAAAAAGUUCAUCUCCUCAUUCAUCAUCAUAGAUUUUUUCCCAUCAUCAUCAUAAAGGUUUCAUUCAAUAUCAUUCCUUAAUUUUCCUUACUGAUUGUGAAUCAACAUUCAAUUGUAGAUUGACUUGAUAUCCUUGAUAAUCAUCACAAUUAAUAUGUAACCAAUUGAUUAACGAUUCUCAUUUCAAACGAAAAGGAUUCACACUCGGGAUUAUCUACAAUGGGUUAAACUUUUGGAUUAGAAUAACUUUUUUCCCCUUUUCUAUUUCCAUGUGUUAAUCUAAUUAUUACCUCAUUUGAUAUUUUGUUAUUGAUUAAAUGAUAAUCUGAUAAUCAAAUUACAAUUGUUUCUUUUAAUAUAUCAACAGCAAUUAAGUUUCAUUGUAACAAUUCAUCAAUUACCAUCUCUAUUUGUCUCAAUGUGAUAAUAGUUUUUUUUUGAUAUUAGUGAUAAUUUUAAAAUCUCUGUUAAAUAGUUAACCUUGAUUAUAUUAAUCAGAUGAUUGUUUUAUCAUUUUAAAAGGUAGUCAGAUUAGUGUAAUAGUGAUUAGUAGAUUGAUUAAUUGUCUAUCUAUUAUGAUUAGUAAUCCUUCAUCAAUAACAUCCUCUGCAUCAACAGUAAUUACAACAACCUCGGUAGUUGCUUCAUCUCCCUCAGUGUCAACAUUAACCUCAUCUUCACCUUCAUCACCUUCAUCAUCUUCCUCCACACCUUUAUCAUCAACAUCAUCAUCAACACCAGUAACAACAAUUAAUCAGUAUGUUACCAGUGUGACUAAUAAGCAAAUAACACCAUCAUCAACUUCAUCAUCAUCAUCACAAUCAUCACCAGAAGCUAUUCAAGUUAUUUAUUCAUCAUCAUCUGAUUCCUUGUGUCCACCCACAGGAGGAGAUGAUGGUGACAAGGAGAGUGGUGAUCAUGGUGGUUCCAUGAAGGAUAAAAGGCUUAAUCAAAACACUGGUCAGCCUCCAUUAAAAAGUAUCUUAAGUCCAUCAUCAGCUCGAAGACCAACUCAAUUGUUAUGUGAAACAUCAUUAACUUUCAAUGAAUCAAAUGAGAUUCAUGGUGUUUCUCAGAUGGAAACAAAUAAUCAUGAUCAGGGUAAGAGACGGAAAGUGGGUGAAAGGGAGGAUCAAGAAGAUAAUGUAAAAAGUGAUUCUUGUCAUGAGAUCAAUGGUGGUGGUCAAGGAAUUGGUAAUGAUAAUGGUGGUGUAAUCGCCUCUACCAUAGGUAGUGGUGGUGGUGGUGGUGAAGGUAGAAAAGGGAUUUAUGGGAUCAUGAAAAGUGCCUCAUCUCCUGUUGAUCGUAAGAAAAAAGCUCGUGUUGAAUUUAGUAAUAUAGUUGAUGAACGUCGAGCCUCGACCAGUUUUGGACCAAUAACUAAUAAUCACCAUCGAGAAUCCCGAUUAAGUGUCCUUAUAUCAAGUUCCACCUCGAGCAGUUCAAGUUCAUCUUCUUAUAAUCAAAAUCCUCGCUCUCGAUAUCAACAACAUCACCAUCACUUUGGUUUAACCUCACCAACAUCUCAUGGAAAUUCAGAUGAAGGUCGAAGAGGAAGUGACCUAAUGAAACUGUUCACCCGUCGAAGAUCCCGAUCACCAACAUCACUUUCAGCAGCCUCUUGUCGUCGACUUCAACAACCUCGUCUAAGUCUAUUGGGUAAACCAAUUGUACCUCGAUCGAUAAAACAACGAGAUCCAAGAUAUCGUCGAACUCAAAUUUUAAUUCACAAUUUCCUCGAAAGACCCCGAGGCAAAAAGGCUGUCGUUUAUCAUUUAUUACAGUUUUGUAUGGUAUUUACCUGCCUUAUUUUGAGUGUUUUUUCAACAAUUAAAGAGUACGAAGAAGCUGCUUCAGCAAUACUAUUAAAAAUGGAAUUAUUAAUGAUUGUUUGGUUUACUGUUGAAUUUUUUUUACGACUUUGGUCAGCUGGGUGUCGAUCACGAUACCAGGGUUGGGUUGGACGAAUGCGUUUUUUACGAAGCCCAUUUUGCGUAAUCGAUAUUGUUGUUAUUAUCGCAUCGAUUGUGGUCUUUAUCGUUGGAACUGGUGGUCAAGUUUUCGCUACAUCGGCUCUUCGUGGCCUUCGAUUCUUCCAAAUACUCCGAAUGGUUCGAAUGGACAGAAGAGGUGGAACCUGGAAGUUAUUAGGUUCAGUUGUCUAUGCACAUCGACAGGAACUAAUCACAACCGUUUACAUUGGAUUCUUGGGUCUCAUAUUUUCCUCAUUCCUUGUAUAUUUAGUUGAGAAAGAUUCAAAUCCUGAGACAUUUAAUAAUUUUGCCGAUGCCCUUUGGUGGGGAGUGAUAACACUUUGUACAGUAGGUUAUGGUGAUAUUGUACCUAAAACAUGGCCUGGUAAACUAAUCGCGUCUUUUUGUGCACUUCUUGGGAUCUCAUUUUUUGCCUUACCUGCGGGUAUCCUUGGUUCUGGUUUCGCUUUGAAAGUUCAACAACAACAGAGACAAAAACAUAUGAUCAGACGCCGAGGACCAGCAGCGACUUUAAUCCAAUGCCUUUGGCGAUGUUACGCUGCCGAUGAAAAUUCAAUGUCAGUGGCCACUUGGAAGAUCCACCAAGUACCACUUCCAAGUCCUCCAGCAUACACUUCAGGCUCAUUUACGUUACGACGUAAAGAAAAGUUGGAUUUGCCUCCUUCGAGUGGCAGUUUAUUUAAACACAACACUUCAUUUGUCAGCCGUUUCUCAACAAAACGCCGUCACAAACCCACAACCACACCUUCCCAUGUCCACUCUCCGGUCACUCGUAAUCGUUAUACUUCAUUAUCUGAUACUGCCAAUCAACGUAACGAUGGGAACAAUAAUAAUAAUUCAAAUACUUCUAAUUCUAAUAAUAAUAAUACCUCAGAUGGACCAAGAAUACCGGCCAGUGUUAGUGAAGACAGUGUGACCAAAGAGGUUUCGGACACUUCGAAGCGAAACUCUGAAGGACCUUCGUCUAGAAACUCGUUUUUGAGGAACCUUGAUUCCCUAGACGUGGACGAUGGGUCAGUUCCGUUGGUAUUAUGUCAUAUGCUGCAACGAGAUUGCAAUCACCCACCUUUACUUGCUCUUUCACCCACCUUUCAACCUCAUCUCUACGAUGCCUCAGAACUGUCCCCCGACGAGAGGCCAAGCUACUUUUGUGCACCAAACUUAUUUUCACGAUCUCGAAAACAGAGCAUUAAAUUGGAUGAGGAACCGGAAGAACCAAAGCUAACUGUGUUAACGAAGCAACAUAAAAACGCAAUAAGAUCACUUCGAAAGAUCAAAUAUUUUGUUGCUCGAAGAAAGUUCAAAGAAGCCUUGAAACCUUACGAUGUAAAGGAUGUCAUUGAACAAUAUUCCGCAGGUCAUGUUGAUCUAUUGGCGAGAACAAAAAAUAUCCAAGCAAGAUUGGACGUUAUUCUUGGUAAAGUUGGAUCAAAAGCCAUCGACGCCUACGAAUCUAAAAUGAGCUUAGCAUCGAGAAUAGUUAAAGUUGAAAGAACGGUUGAAGAUGUUGAAAAUAAGGUUGACCAAUUAUUAGAAAUGUAUCUGGAGGAUCGGAUCAAUUUCCAAGCACUUUCGACAAUAAUAAUUAACCAUAAUAAUCGACCUGGUCCAGUAUCGGGUUCAAUCAAUUCUAAUUGUGCUAAUGGUCAUCAACAAUCACAUUAUCAUCAUCAUCAGCAGCAACAACAACAAUAUACUCAAUAUCCAUACUCAAAUUAUGCUCAAGAUUUAACAUCACCUCCACCUCCACUUUCAUCAAUUUUAACACCCACCUCGAUUACGGUUGCACCUCCUUCAAGUGUUAACAAUUUAAUAUCAACCUCACCUGGUCCACCUACAAGUUUAAUCACUUCCCCUUCUUCCGGUCCAUACUCAUUUUCACCUUAUAUUGGUGGAGGUGGACCUGGAGUUGGAUGCUCAUAUGUCGGUGCUCCGGUCACUUGUCUAACCCGACCCAAGCCUAUUCUGGUUGAUAAACAAUCCUCUGAACCCAACACUCCAGUUUCCAAGAAUUUUGACCGUCCAAUGACCAGAGGGAACUCUGACCUUUCCCAAAGGUUUGUCAAGAAACGGGUCACACUUCGUCAUUCCCUUGAUACCUGUUCUCCGGCCACAACUUACCGAUCAGGUCAAACUGGUGGAUUAGGUUUUGUUGGACCAUCAAGUGGAGGAAACGGAACAGGUUGGGGAGGUGGAAACUCCCAAUGGUCAAGAGCUGUUUCCUCAGUUGCUUCGUCUUCAUCAUUCUCAGCAUUAGAUCAAGGUUGCAGUUCACGUAAUCGAACAGUUAAAUCUGAAUCUUCCCUGGGCUGUGUUAUUCAUCCUUCAACCUCAUCAACAACUCCCUCAAUUAUCAUUGCACCGGAAGGAUCUUCAUUAGCUUACUCAUCUCCAGCAUCUUCAACUUCAUACCUUCUAGGAAGCGGAUGUGGACGAAGAGAUUCCAAUUUCGAUAGAGAUUCCAUUUCAACUCAAAUGUCCUCCAUCGAUUCAACGGAACAAGAUUUACUCUCAGAGGCUUGUACUCUUGCAACGGAAGUUACAUCACUUUCCGAUCAAGAAUAUGGUCCAAUGUCCUCAGCUAGUGGUCAAUUUGAAUCGAUCAGGGAAACAUCUCCAAUCCCUGGACAAGAGUCAAAUUAUCAACAAUAUCAACCUUAUCUUAUACAGUCCCAUCCACAACCACAACCACAACCCCAACAGCCUCAACAACAAAAGCCAACGACAUCAAUUAUAGCAAGUAAAAUAUCAAGAGAUUCAAGUGAUAACAAUUUAUACCAAUCAAGUCAGGGGAGUUUCAAGGUGCCAACAACAACAAUAUCAACAUCAGCUUCAUCUUCAUCAUUAUCAUCAUCAAUUCCAACUCGAACCAGUUAUCUUUCUAGUAGUAGUAUUGAAGAGGGAAAUGGUAAUUAUCAUCGUCUUAGUAGGGAAUCAAUUGAAAAGGAUGAAUCUGAUUGUGACCUUAGCAUAUCAACGGUCAUUCACAAGGAAACCGAUUCAUUGAUGAAAAAUUUAAUUCCAAUGGGAUCAACAUCACCACCACCUCCAUUAUCAUCAGAAUCAAAAGUAACCUCAAUACCGACAACAAUAGUAACCACAACCUCCUAUUCACCCUCACCAGCCUAUCGAUGUCACCAUCCUCAUCAUUAUCAUCAUGUUUCCCACCGGCGAGACCAACAACAACAACAACAACAACAACAUCACCUCCAAUCAUCAUCAUCAACAACAACAACAACUCCGACAUUUUCAUCAAUAUCACCUUCAGUUUCACCUUUAUUCCCUUCCUCCUUGACCCCAGUUCCCCCAGCACCCUCAACACCAACACCAACACCAACAUCAACCUUAUCAACCACAACUACCACCACAAUCCCAACCUUGAGAAUCCAAUCAACAACACCAACCACCACCCCAACCAGUGGUCUAUCAACAGCGGUGGUCCUUAAAUCAAGCAAAUCAAAGGAAUCAGAUAACCUUUGACACCUUCUCAAUCCUCUAUUGAAAAAUACAUUCGUAUAGAUAAUCAAUUGUAAUCAAUUAAAUUAAAUUAUCACUCAACACAAUUUAACAUUAAUAUCAAUUUGAAAUCAACAAUUUUUUUUUCAUCACCAAACCAUUUGUAUUAUAAUUCAAAUUUUAAAAUCAAUUAAUUAUGUAAAGUUAAAAAAUCUUUUCAAUUAACUAAUUAAUAUUACUAUUAUUUGAAUAUAUAUAAAAUUUAAAACUAAUUGGUUAAUUAUCAAAUGAAAAACUAAUCAACAACAAACAAUUGAAAACUAAUUUGUUUAGAUAAUUAAUAAACUCAAUUACUGUUACUAAUUUGUUAACUAAAUAAUCAUAAUUAAUAAUAAUAAUGUUGUUAAUAUAUAAUUGAAUCAACAACC
Panonychus citri (citrus red mite) is the source of this 6258-nucleotide messenger RNA. RefSeq lists its product as uncharacterized. Gene Ontology annotation, cellular component: membrane. Gene Ontology annotation, biological process: potassium ion transport; transmembrane transport. The record is from RefSeq and is a predicted model, not a curated record. The transcript has 16 exons. Gene Ontology annotation, molecular function: voltage-gated potassium channel activity. Bases 956 to 5854 code for a protein of 1632 amino acids. NCBI's taxonomy places the organism in Eukaryota, Metazoa, Arthropoda, Arachnida, Trombidiformes, Tetranychidae.